AUGCUGUCCACAGUCGCGCUCACUCCCUCGUCUUUCCUGACUUUACCCCCCGAGGUCAGAAAUCUCAUCUACACCUUCGCUUUCCAGCUGCCACAGCCGAUUCAACUGCGGUCCCCGUCGGAAAGACGGCUGCGACCAUCGCGGCCUCCCAGAGACGACGCGCGAGGUUUGCUCGACAGUUGUCGCAUGAUCCGUCAAGAGGCCAUCCCGCUCUACUAUAGCCUGAAUGCCCUCGUGUUCCGCUCGACAGAACAUGUGCUGGCAUUCAUGUCCGACCCACAGAUUCACCCGUCGAUCAGACCAUCGCUUGCGCACGUUGCCGUCGACUUUGGCGACAGCACCGACGCUGACGCCAUCCUCAAGGACCACAUCAGCCUCGUCGACAGCUGUGUCGGAACGCUGCCUCGACUGAGAGCUCUAGAAACCCGCUUCUAUGCCCGUACCCUGGACACCUGCACAUCAUCACACUUCAACACGCUCGCCCUGGCCUUUGACGGACUGGACGCCGACAUGAACGCGCCACCAUCGCCCCGUUGCCCUCGCUCACCUCGUGGUUCGCCACGGAGCUCCGUCUGCAGCGAAAGCGGCAGGGUCUCGCCAGCCUCUGCGUGCUCGUCGCCUUGUUCGGAACUGGUGCCGGACCUGGAACCGCAGCCGGAGCGAGACAUGUCGGCCAUCCACGCCGCGGUGAUGGAACAAUAUUGCUUCACGCCUUCCGCCGCCAUGGCCUUUGCCACAUCGAAACUCAAGUUCUCCGUCGCCGCCUCAUCACAUGACUACCCUGGCUUCAAGCAUGACAAGUUGAUCUGCUACAACCUUCGCAUCGGAGUCGACGGUGUCGUCAAUGCUCUCGGCCCUGCCAACGACGCUGUCAAACAACGAAUCAGCCGCGUCGGUAUCUUGCCUCGUCGUCUCGGCGAUAUGUACGAUACUGCUGCUGAUGGCGGCUUUCACCAAAGAGUGCGUGCCACCAUGGCGUCCUGCUCGAGGAUCGAUGUUGGUGUUUCUUGA
Messenger RNA from Capronia coronata CBS 617.96, 1011 nucleotides. RefSeq lists its product as uncharacterized. The transcript has a single exon. Bases 1 to 1011 code for a protein of 336 amino acids. Lineage: Eukaryota; Fungi; Ascomycota; Eurotiomycetes; Chaetothyriales; Herpotrichiellaceae. The record is from RefSeq and is a predicted model, not a curated record.